Erythranthe guttata (spotted monkey flower) is the source of this 2647-nucleotide messenger RNA. The record is from RefSeq and is a predicted model, not a curated record. NCBI's taxonomy places the organism in Eukaryota, Viridiplantae, Streptophyta, Magnoliopsida, Lamiales, Phrymaceae.
GCGUGUGUGUGUGUGUGGGGUUUGGGUUGUGCGUCUCUUCCUCUUCCCAUUUGUGUGUGAUUCAUUCUCUGUGUGUGUUCAGUUCAGUCCACCUUUUGUUUGUUCUAUUGACACACAAACACACGCGCCGCCGAUUUUUCUCAGUUCUCCAGUAAACGAUUCGCUACUGUAAAGGAAUUAUUGGCUUAUUUAUAUCAUAUAAAUAUACUUACAUUGGAUUGUUCCAUUUGUAUCACUCGUUCGAUACUGGUUUUUUUGAAUGUCCGUUUGCAGCAAACUGAAUUCUCCACUCUCUGCCAACUUUGAGUGACAGGCACCGGACAGUUCACUUUAACCAUGGUUGCUUCUGAAAACGACAAUAUACCUAUGUUGUCGCCCACAAACAUAAAAUCAGACGAACACGAUGCCACGAGAAUAAGUGGUUUCACAACCAAGAUGAUGAGGAGUGCAUCAAUGUCGAACGACAGCAACCUCGUGGGGUCCACAGGCCCUUUGAGAAACGAAAGGAGAACUUCGAUUGUCCCGAUGAGCAGUCCUCUGUAUCUCACUCGUAACCAUGAGGUCAUCUUUGAGCCGCCCCAACUUGCCUCGGAGCAAAAAAUUACCGAUCAAGAAUUGGAGAUAUAUCCAUCCAUUGAGGGCAAACAUGGCAAUUUGUUGAAAUCUGGACAACUGGGAAUGUGUAAUGAUCCGUACUGCACGACGUGCCCAACUUAUUACAAUGUUAAGAGGCGACAGAAAUAUUCAAGAACAUCGGAUAUAUUUGAUGCUAAGAACAUGAUAUACGGAGAUGCAAAAGGUUGUGCGAAGAGAAUGUGCUCGUCUUUGCAACUUUAUAUUCCAGGUGUCAUCAACCCCCAUGCAAAAUUUGUUCAGCAGUGGAGCAAAUUCUUCGUAAUUUCUUGUUUGUUUGCAAUUUUUUUGGACCCACUCUUCUUCUUUCUGCUGUCUGUUCAGAAGGAUCAUAAGUGCAUCGUAUUAAAUUGGACCAUGACGACGACAAUAGUGGUUCUGAGGAGCAUGACUGACUUUAUUUACUUGAUUCAUAUCCUCCUUCAGUUCAAGUUGGCUUACGUUGCUCCCGAAUCUCGAGUUAUGGGAGCUGGAGAUUUAGUGGAUGACCCUAAAAAAAUUGCUCGCAAUUACCUAAGUGGAUGUUUCAUAGUCGACUUUUUCGUCGUACUCCCUCUUCCCCAAAUCAUCAUAUUAUUGAUACUACCAGAUUCCAUGGGAGCAACCGGUGCUAAUUAUGCAAAGAAUCUUUUACGAGCAGCAAUUCUCCUACAGUAUAUUCCUCGUCUAUAUAGAUUCUUACCUCUACUAGCUGGUCAAUCUCCAACGGGUUUAAUUUUCGAGUCUGCAUGGGCAAAUUUCGUUAUAAAUCUUCUUACGUAUGUUUUGGCUAGCCAUGUGGUGGGCUCAUGCUGGUAUCUUUUUGCCUUACAGAGGGUAAAUCAAUGCCUUCGAGAUGCAUGCCAUAGGUCGAAUAUAACGAGGUGUAUGGAUUUUAUUGACUGUGGUCAUGGAGAUGAUUUUUACGAGUUUGGUAUUGAUCCUACGUGGAAGCAGUGGCAAGAAAACGAGAAUACGAAUGCUUGUUUUGGAAAAGAUGCGUUUGCUUAUGGUAUUUACGAGAAUGCAGUUGAUCUAACCACUCACCCAAAUAUUAUGACGAGAUAUGUCUACUCGUUAUUUUGGGGAUUCCAGCAAAUUAGUACGUUGGCUGGGAAUCAAGUUCCGAGUUAUUUCGUGUGGGAAGUACUUUUCACUAUGGCCAUCAUAGGAGUUGGCCUCUUGCUUUUUGCUCUCUUGAUUGGAAAUAUGCAGAAUUUUCUUCAAGCUCUUGGUCGUAGGAGGUUAGAAAUGUCUUUAAGGCGCCGUGACGUGGAGCAAUGGAUGAGCCACCGUCGCCUUCCGGAAGAACUUAGAAGGCAAGUCCGAGAAUCGGAACGUUUUAGUUGGGCAGCCACGAGAGGGGUAAAUGAGGAAAUGCUCAUGGAGAAUUUACCAGAAGACCUUCAACGAAAUAUUCGUCACCAUCUCUUUAAAUUCGUCAAGAAAGUCAGAAUAUUCCAAUUGCUCGAUGAACCUAUCAUAGAUGCUAUAUGCGAAAGGCUGAGAACAAAAACAUAUAUAAAAGGAAGUAAAAUCAUUUGCCGUGGCGGUUUAAUUGAUAAAAUGGUUUUCGUAAUUCGGGGGAAAAUGGAGAGCGUUGGUGAAGAUUUAACCGUGGUUCCUUUAUCGGAAGGGGAUGUUUGUGGAGAAGAACUCCUCACUUGGUGCCUCGAGCAUUCUUCUAUAAAUAAAGAUGGAAGAAGAAUGAGGAUUCUAGGGCACAGAUUGUUGAGCAACAGGCUAGUGAGAUGCUUAACGAACGUAGAAGCAUUCGUGUUACGAGCAUCGGAUCUCGAAGAAGUUACGAGUCUUUUCUCGAGGUUUUUGCGGAGCCCACGUGUUCAAGGUGCCAUUAGAUAUGAAUCACCUUACUGGAGAGGGCUUGCAGCUCGAAGAAUUCAAGUUGCAUGGCGAUAUCGGAAGAAACGGCAAAGCCGAGCUGACUCAUCGGGCCCACUAGAUAUUUUUUCUUCUAGAAGCAGUUGACAGAUAGAUAUAUAUAACUCAGUUCUAACCAAUAUUAUAUUUUGCC